AUGGAAGGACAUUUGUGUGGCUAGAUGGAUAGAUGGCUGGACGGAUGGACGGACACAUGGACGGGAUCAGACCCCCACAGCCCCACCCUCUGCCCCCCUCCAGGCCGCAAAUUCAUCAUCGCCAACGCGCGGGUGGAGAACUGCGCCGUGAUUUACUGCAACGAUGGCUUCUGUGAGCUGUGCGGGUACACACGAGCCGAGGUCAUGCAGAAGCCCUGCACCUGCGACUUCCUGCACGGGCCCCGCACGCAGCGCAGCGCGGCUGCACAGAUUGCCCAGGCGCUGCUGGGCUCCGAGGAGCGCAAGGUGGAGAUUUGCUUCUACCGCAAGGACGGCAGCUGCUUCCUGUGCCUCGUGGAUGUGGUGCCGGUGAAGAACGAGGAUGGAGCCGUCAUUAUGUUCAUCCUCAACUUCGAGGCGGUGAUGGAGAGCGAACGGCCGCGCUCCCCCCCCGCGGACACCAACCAUUGGGUCACCCCCGGCGCCUGGAUCCCGGCAGGCCGCAGCCGCUCCUUCCGCCUGAAGCUGCCGGCCCUGCUGGCUCUAUCGGGCAGCAAGCAGUCGCUGCCUCCGGAGCCGCCCGACGCCGUCAUCGUGGACGUCUCCGAGCGCGGCGCCGAGCCGAGCAGCUCCUCUCUGGACAACGGCUGCCUGGGCUGCGCGCGGCCCGAGGACCAACGGGCUCUGAUGGAGCCGGAGGACGGCGACGCCCCCCCCGAGCCCCCCGUCACCCACUCCUCUCCCCUCGCCGAGCGCCUUCGCCCCGCGCCCUUCUCCGACGGCAGCCUGGCGCGCAGCCGCUCGAGGGAGAGCUGCCACAGCGUGCGCCGCGCCUCCUCCGUGGAUGACAUCGAGGCCAUGAGGGGAGAUGGGGAGAAGCGCUGCCACAGCCGGCACGCCAGCGCCGGGACCGGGAUGCACCGCGGAGCCAGCACCGGGGCCAUGAACAACAUCCGCAGCACUCUGCUCAACUCCACGUCCGACUCCGACCUGGUGAGGUACCGAGCCAUCAGCAGGAUCCCGCAGAUCACCCUCAACUUUGUGGACUUCAAAGCUGAUGCCUUCCUGGGGGCUCCAUCUGGAGAGAAGGAGAUCAUUGCCCCCACCAAACUGAAGGACCGCACGCACAACGUCACUGAGAAGGUCACCCAGGUGCUGUCCCUGGGUGCCGAUGUCCUCCCCGAGUACAAGCUGCAGGCGCCGCGCAUCCACAAAUGGACCAUCCUGCACUACAGCCCCUUCAAGGCGGUGUGGGACUGGCUCAUCCUGCUGCUGGUCAUCUACACCGCCAUCUUCACACCCUACUCGGCCGCCUUCCUGCUCAACGACCAGGAGGAGGCCCAGCGGCACAACUGUGGCUACUCCUGCAGCCCCCUCAACGUGGUGGACCUCAUCGUGGACAUCAUGUUCAUCAUCGACAUCCUCAUCAACUUCCGCACCACCUAUGUCAACUCCAACGAGGAGGUGGUGAGCCACCCCGCCAAGAUCGCCAUCCACUACUUCAAGGGCUGGUUCCUUAUCGACAUGGUGGCCGCCAUCCCCUUCGAUCUGCUCAUCUUCGGCUCCGGCUCUGAGGAGACCACCACACUGAUCGGGCUGCUGAAGACGGCGCGGCUGCUCCGCCUGGUGCGGGUGGCCCGCAAAUUAGACCGGUACUCUGAGUACGGGGCAGCCGUGCUCUUCCUGCUGAUGUGCACCUUCGCGCUGAUCGCACACUGGCUGGCCUGCAUCUGGUACGCCAUCGGCAACGUGGAGGGGCAGCGCAUCGGCUGGCUGCACUCGCUGGGCGACCAAAUCGGCAAGCCUCUGAACGACAGCAACCCCCUGUACGGCCCCACCAUCAAGGACAAGUACGUCACGGCGCUCUACUUCACCUUCAGCAGCCUGACCAGCGUCGGCUUCGGCAACGUCUCGCCCAACACCAACUCAGAGAAGAUCUUCUCCAUCUGUGUCAUGCUCAUCGGCUCCCUGAUGUACGCCAGCAUCUUUGGGAACGUGUCGGCCAUCAUCCAGCGGCUGUACUCGGGCACGGCGCGCUACCACACACAGAUGCUGCGCGUCCGCGAGUUCAUCCGCUUCCACCAGAUCCCAAACCCGCUGCGCCAGCGCCUGGAGGAGUAUUUCCAGCACGCCUGGUCCUACACCAACGGCAUCGACAUGAACGCGGUGCUGAAGGGCUUCCCUGAGUGCCUGCAGGCUGACAUCUGCCUGCACCUGAACCGCAGCCUGCUGCAGAACUGCAAGCCCUUCAAGGGAGCCACCAAGGGCUGCCUGCGCGCCCUGGCCAUGAAGUUCAAGACGACGCACGCUCCGCCCGGGGACACGCUGGUGCACGCCGGCGAUGUGCUGACGGCGCUCUACUUCAUCUCACGUGGCUCCAUCGAGAUCCUGCGCGGGGAUGUGGUGGUGGCCAUCCUGGGGAAGAACGACAUUUUUGGGGAGCCGCUGAACCUGUACGCACGGCCGGGGAAGUCCAACGCUGAUGUGCGUGCGCUCACCUACUGCGACCUGCACAAGAUCCACCGUGAGGACCUGCUGGAGGUGCUGGACAUGUACCCCGAGUUCUCCGAUCACUUCUGGUCCAGCCUGGAGAUCACCUUCAACCUGCGCGAUACCAACAUGAUCCCCGGUUCCCCGGGCAGCGAUGAACUGGACAGCGGCUUCAACCGCCUGCGCAAACGCAAGCUCUCCUUCCGCCGCCGCACGGAGAAAGAUGCGGAGGCCGCCGGGGAGCCGCGUGGUGGGCAGAAGGCGCUGCGGCUGAGCAGGGGCUGCCAGGCACCGGGAGCCCCGCGGGGGCCAGCAGAGUGGGAGCCAUGCCACUGCAGCUCGCCCUCCAGCUCCCCAUCCAGCGAUGAGGAUGAGCACCCAGCACCCACCCCGGGGGCUGCCGCUCUUUCGCCCUUCCGCAGCCCCCGGCCCGGCUGUGAAGCCCCCACAGCCACCGACGCUGAGGAGCGUGAGGGCAGCGAUAUGUGCAACCCCCUCUCAGGAGCCUUCUCGGGGGUCUCCAACAUCUUCAGCUUCUGGGGGGAGAGCCGGGGGAGACAGUACCAGGAACUGCCCCGCUGCACCAUCCCUGCACACGCAGCCCUCGGGAUCCCAAUGCCCUCCAUGACCCGCCGGCAGCGCUCUGAGGUGGAGAUGCGCCUUGACCUCCUCCAGAAGCAGCUCAAUAGGUUGGAGACGCGGAUGGCGGCGGACAUCAGCUCCAUCAUGCAGCUGCUGCAGCGCCAGGCUGCUCUCGUGCCCCCUGCCUACAGCACGGUGUCAUCCCCUCAUCAGCCUCCUGGUCCCCCCCCGUGCCCGCUGCAGCCCAUCCUCCCCAUCACCCCCAUCCAGCCGCUCUCUCAGGUUCCCAGCUUCCCAGUGCCCCCAGAGCUGCGCGGCGCUGGGGGUCCCCCGCCGCCCCCCGACGUGGUGCUGCUGCUGGAGCCGUCCCCACGCCGCCGCUCGCUGCCCGGCCCGCUGCCUCCCGCGCAGCCGCUGCACAGACAUUGCUCCGAUCCCGGCAGUUAGGGGGCAGCGCGGGACGGGGCCGGGACCCCCACUCACGGACGCGGGACCCCGUCCCCAGGACGCCGGGGUCACGGCUGCCGUCCCCACGGACAUUGCGCCCACGUUAGCUGGCCUAACCCCGGGCCGGGCCGGUGGCAGCGGGUGUGGGCUGCUCUCGCCCUUUCUCCUCCUCUCCUCCUCCUCCUCCUUCUCCUCCCCAUAGUGCUGCAGCGGGGGGACGGGGGAGCGGGGCGGUGUGCGUGUGUGCAUUUCCGUGUGCGCAUUUCCGUGUGCGCACACCUGUCCGACGCACACGCCUGUCCUCGUGCACAGAUGUGUCUGAUGCACACACGUCUUUGUGUGUGCCGUGCGUGUCCGCGUGCGUCUGCGAGCUGCGGCCCUCUGCCCCGUCUGCUUUGUGCACACGUGGGGCCGCGUGUCAGUGUGCUUGCCCCUACGGCCACGCCGCGUGUGUCCGGGUGUGCUCCUGGUGUGCAGGGUGCAAACACGCGUGUUCUCCGGGCGUGGGGUGGGCGCGUGUCCUUGUCUGUCUGCCGUGGGGCUGCCGUGGGGCAGCGCGUGGCUCUGGCGUCGUCCCCUCCCCGCGCUCUCUCCCCAUGGCACAGGGGUUGGGGGAGGCCCCGCUGUGCCGCCGCACGCACAAUGUGGUGGGGAGGGCUGGGGGGCAUGGGCAGGGUCCCCCUGCAGCCCCCCAACGUGCGUGCUGUGUUCGUGCCGUUGUCCCGUAGGUCUCUGUGUGCCCCCCCCCCAGCCUUUUUACACCGCCCUGCAUGUUGCCUUCUGCGGUAGGAGCCCCCGUCCCGCACCCCAAUAAAGCGGACC
Phasianus colchicus (ring-necked pheasant) is the source of this 4341-nucleotide messenger RNA. NCBI's taxonomy places the organism in Eukaryota, Metazoa, Chordata, Aves, Galliformes, Phasianidae. The record is from RefSeq and is a predicted model, not a curated record.